Messenger RNA from Melospiza melodia melodia, 789 nucleotides. Its product is annotated as olfactory receptor 14J1-like. Lineage: Eukaryota; Metazoa; Chordata; Aves; Passeriformes; Passerellidae. Gene Ontology annotation, biological process: G protein-coupled receptor signaling pathway. Gene Ontology annotation, cellular component: membrane. The transcript has 3 exons. Gene Ontology annotation, molecular function: odorant binding; G protein-coupled receptor activity; olfactory receptor activity. The annotation marks the transcript as partial. The record is from RefSeq and is a predicted model, not a curated record.
AUCUCCUACUCAGGAUGUGCUGCUCAGCUCUUUUUCUUUAUGUUCUUCAUGUCAGCAGAGUAUUUCCUCCUGACCAUCAUGUGCUACGACCGCUACGUGUCCAUCUGCAAACCCCUGCACUACGGGACCCUCCUGGGCAGCAGAGCUUGUGCCCACAUGGCAGCAUCUGCCUGGGUCAGUGCCUUUCUCAAUGCUCUCAUGCACACAGCCAAUACAUUUUCCCUACCCCUAUGCCAUGGCAAUGCCGUGGGCCAGUUCUUCUGUGAAAUCCCCCCGAUCCUCAAGCUCUCCUGCUCCAAAUCCUACCUCAGGGAACUUGAGAUCAUUGCAGUUAGUGUCUGUUUGGUAUUUGGCUGUUUUGUGUUUAUUGUUGUUACCUAUGUACAGAUUUUCAGGGCUGUGCUAAGGAUCCCCUCUGAGCAGGGAAGACACAAAGCCUUUUCCACCUGCCUCCCUCACUUGGCUGUGGUUUCCUUGUUUGUCAGCACUUCAGCAUUUGCUUACCUGAAGCCCCCCUCCAUGUCCUCCCCAUCCCUGGAUCUGGCCCUGUCAGUUCUGUACUCGGUGGUGCCUCCAGCCCUGAACCCCCUCAUCUACAGCCUGAGGAACAAGGAGCUCAAGACUGACAUGUCGAGACUGAUGACUGAUGACAGAAACAUUAAACUGGUGAUCGAACAUAAAACGUGCUUGAUGAAUAAAGUGGAGUUUUUAAAGACUCCAGUUACAAGGGCACCCCGCAGCAGUGCCACCAUUGCCAUUGUCUUUAUCAGCGCCCUCAUCCGUAUCUAA